Messenger RNA from Dermochelys coriacea (leatherback sea turtle), 4613 nucleotides. It is a transcript of the gene SIVA1, whose product is annotated as SIVA1 apoptosis inducing factor. The transcript has 5 exons. Gene Ontology annotation, molecular function: CD27 receptor binding. Bases 169 to 708 code for a protein of 179 amino acids. Lineage: Eukaryota; Metazoa; Chordata; Testudines; Dermochelyidae. Gene Ontology annotation, biological process: extrinsic apoptotic signaling pathway. The record is from RefSeq and is a predicted model, not a curated record.
GCCCGCGCUCCGCCUUAUUCCCUUCCCUUGAUUGGUCGGGAGUUGGGUGACGUCAGCGAUCAGGGCUGAAAGUGGGCGGGGCCGAGCUCGGGCCUUCAGGCUCGCUCGGCCGCCGGCGAUUCCUCCGCAGCUCGUCCCUGCGGGGUGUCGGAGCGCGGCGGCGCCGGGAUGCCGAAGCGCUCCUGCCCCUUCGGGGACACGGCCCCGCUCCAGCUGAAAACCCGCGUGGGGCUGCGGGAGCUGAGCCGCGGCGCCCUGGGCGAGAAGUACCGGCGGGAGCUCUUCGAAAAGACCAAGGAGCUACUCUUCCGAGGCGCCCAGGCCUACAUGGAUAGCAUGUGGAAGGGCAACGCAGCAGGCACUUGCACGGUCCCCUGCUUUCCAGAGCCACUUAAAGAUACACAGGAAACUUGUACUAAGUACAGUUGGAACAGACAAAUGCUCAUUGGGCAAGAUGGAAAACUACUGAGGCAUUCCCAAGCAAUGGAAAAGACUCCACCAGUCGGAGUUUCUAAAGCCUGUUCCUCCUGCAUAAGAACUGUUGACAUCAAAGAAGCUUGCACACAGUGUGAUCGUUUUGUAUGCCAGAAUUGCAGCAAACUCUGCAAGUGCUGUAAUGCUGUUGCCUGUUCCUUGUGUUCGAUUAUCGAUUACAGUGAUACUGGCGAGCAAGUUCUCUGCAAUGACUGCUCAAUGUUUGAAGCCUGAAACUCUUUAUGAACUAUCAACACCUCUUCAUGGCUAAGGCAUCAAGUGCCAUGAACAUGUUUAUAUCUGACCCUUCUAGUGUGUGGAAUUGACAAUGGGAUUUCUAUACAUUUUAUGUGAUAUUUUUUUAAUACUGUAGCUAAAUAAACUUUUUUAUAUGUUGAAGAGACUUCUGAAUUACUGAUGCUAUUAUCUGAGGCUACAGUUACCUUCAAGGACUAUCUUGAGCUGGAUUCUACUGGUAUAGAUGAGCAUAGUUCCCAGCACUACAAAUAACAUUUAGAAUACACAUUUUGUUUCUGAAGGCUGUUCAGUGGCUGCUAUAUUUGGAUACUGGUUUAUGGGUCAAAAUAGUAUCAGUUCACGUAGUGCUUUUUCAUAGGGGGGUGGCAUUGUUCUAGACACACAACCUUUCAUCUGUGAGGUCUAAGCUCAGGCACUUGUCCUAGGUCACAUAGCUCAAAGCAGAGUAGAAUUUGACUCCCAAUAUGAUCUGACUUGUAAAUGUUCUCUCCCAAACACAUUAUUGGCUGCCUGAAUCUUCAUGGUUCCUUCUAGCAUAACCUUGAUCUAGAAAAGAUGCAUACGUGGUACUCUCCUUCGGAGUACACAUCAGAAAUCUAAUUAUUCAAUAAGCAGCUUUGUAUGUAACUAUAUCUGGACAUUUAAGUUUGAUGUCUACUUCAACCAGAAACUGCAGACUGUCAGUGUGAAUGAAUAUUUUAGGAAAAGUAUCCUAACUUUUUUUUAAAGUAAAUUUAAAGAUCAUAAAAAGUUAUACCAAACACUUUUUUGAAUGGUGAUAUCCGCUCUACAGCCUUCCUUCAUCCUUCUGUUUUUGUUACAGUAAAAUAGCUUAAGCCUGUAUUUUGUGAAUGUAAAACAUUCUUUGGUAGAUGUUACUGUGCUUAAAUAUCAGGGUUUUUUUAGAGAGAUUUUAGGAAACAACUUUUGAGAACUUUUUGAACAGAAAACAGUGGUUUUGAGUUAAGUUUUUUCUACAAACUUGAACCUCUGAUGUCUGCUUUUUUUUCCCCCUUUCCACUUAGGGUUACAGGCUGAAAAUAAUGACUCUCUUCCAGGCUCCUGGAGAGAUCAGGCAGUAUCUGUAUUUGUAUUUCAAAGUAUUUGUAUUUCAAAGUAGUUGACAGAAGCAUUUUGGCUCCUUUAUCCUUACAUUUUAUUUCAUAUGAGCUUAUGGUCGAAGACCACUGAUAGGGAUUUUGAGCCAUGAAAUCCACAUUAGUUAGGAAUCCUCAAGCCUGUCCCUUCGAAAGGUGGCUGUCAUGAUAGAUGCCUUAUGCAGACAAUGUAGGUUUAGAAGGAAGGAGGGAGAGCUAGAAAGGGAAAAGGAGUGCUUGUCUGGGUUGCAUGGAUGGGAAGAAAAAGGAUACCGAAAGCAGAGAAACAAAUGGCGAAGAAAACUUGCCUGUAAUGGAACGGUGUAAUGUGCUCCAGAAAUGUUGUUUAAAGGGCACCUGCCUUCUUUGUUUCUUCACAAUCCAGUUGGAAAGUCUGAAAGGUUUUAUUUUUUUGCCUCAGAAAUAUCCUUUUGGUGUAGCUGUAUUUUAACUCUCAAAGCCUGACACGUUUUGUUUUUAGGGGAGGAUUGGGGAACUGGAGCAAGAGCUUUUCAGCCCUCCAUUAAAUGUUUUAAAUCUUUUAACGGACUUACUCCCCUAUAGGCAAUUCAGCAGGGAAAAGAUUUUUAGUCCGAGUAUCAGAAUCUCUUUUGGCUUUAUUAGCUGAGGUAUAGGUACUAACGGUCCUUCCCGUGCCAUAACAGGAAAGACCAAUCACAAACACACUCUUUCUACAUUUUCAAAUGUAAAAUGUGUUGCUGGACAUCCUGGUUCCCUUGGUGCAGUUUACUAUGGAGCAGUAUAGAGUUUGCUCCUGGGAUACUUACAGAGCUGCAGGCAGUGGUAACUGAAUAUGUUCCAUUACUGGAAUGGGAAAUAGGCCUCACUUUGUUGCAUUCAGCUGCAUUUGAGUUUUCUUUGUGAUCACAGUAUUCCAACCGUGCAAGGUGGGCACUGAAAACUUUAAGCUGGGUGGCUGCAAGUAUUGGAACAGUGUAAUAAUGCUAAAGGUUCAGACAAAGAAUAAGUCUCUCUUCUAGCUGCUGAGUUGGCUGUAGUUCUAGAGUUAGCCGUGGUGUAAAAGCUAUGAGAGUAGGGGUUUCCUUUAGGCUAUGGAUAUAACAAAAUAACUGCAUGAGACCUUUCCAUUCCAUUGCUAUACUUACAUUGUUCUAAGGCUCUCUGUGGGUACAACUUACACUAUGUGCUUUUUUUGGUAGUGAGUAGCGUAUGUAACCAAGUAGCUUUCCCAGCAUGGUAUAAUUGCAGUGUAGACAGUGGGGUACAGCUAGUAAAGACACGCAUGAAAGGGGGUGGGUGGGGUGUGUGUGUGUGUGUACACAUGGCUCUCAACUUCUCCAAGCACUGUAGUGUCCCACUACCAACUGGCUGCUGGAGUCCUUCCCCGACCACAGGGAAAGGCUCUGGUGGUGGAGGGGAGGCAGCAGUGCCUCCCCCCUGUCAGAUUCUUUCCUUGCUGCAGUGAAAGGCUUUGGCAGUGGAGAGUUGCUGAAAGCCUUUCCAUGCUGUGGAGUCUUUAGCUGACGCUUGUAGCUACAUACGGCAGUGUGGGCGCAGCUUGCUUUUCACUGCAGACACUAGUGUGUAGUGUAGACGUAGCCUGUGUUGCCUUCUAGCUUCAUUUCACCCCACUGAGUUGGCCUUGCAGAAUUCACCUUUUCAAAACAAAAAAGUAGAUGGUUAAGAUAAGAGAUAACACCCUUGGAUUACUAUAGUUUCUUGUCUCUGAGACCCUUAAUAUGCAGGAAAGAAAGAAAGGGUAUCUGGGAGUAAGGCAAGAGAUCUAAAGUGAAAUGCUGACACUUUUCUGUGAAAGACAACUCAUUCCCCUACAGUGUGAUGUGGGAAAACUGUAAUCUAUUUUUAAAGUGCAUGGGUAAGCUGGUGGGAACAUGUGCUGUUUACCUGCUGGCCCCAUGGAGCUCAGGGAGAACAAGUAAUCCAGCCUUAGAGACUAUUCUACUGUUGAGGACUGUCGCUGUCUGAGGAAACUGCAAUGCAGCCUUACAGCUGAGGAAUGGAGCAGAGCUGCUGCAAAGGCACAGAGCCUCAAUGUAGCCAGCUUGGAAUGCUUGUAGUACAUAAGUGAACCCUGCAUCCUCUUUGGCAGGGGCAAACCCAUCCUAGAAUGAGUGGAGAACUCCUUGGAGAUUUUCUUUCCUACAGGCCCCUUAUGCAGGUUUUCACAUGGAAGUGGCUAAUCAAGUCCUAUCUCAGUAAAAAUGGUGUAUAAAGGGGAAAAAUCUGGUUAUGCUGUACAUUGAUAUCUUUGGGAUUGUUCAGCAAGUUUGCAGGGCACAGUAUGCUUUGGAUAUUGUUAAUUGCUUCUCACUUAUGGUGAAGCAAAUCAGUUAUCCUACUAUAAACAAUUACAAGCACAGUCCAAAGGCUUUAUAAAAUUUUAACAUGGUUCAUUGGAUAGUAAAUAAAAGAUCCAUAAUUAAAAUGGCAGUAGUGGUUUAGGAUGGUUUCUGUGCUUUCUUGCAAGCUGUCCUUUGGAUUUUAUAUUUUGUGUUAUCAGAGAUGGACUAAGUGACCUAACAGAUCAUUUAUUUUUCUAGAUUGACUACUUCUGUUGUGCAGCAUUUUGUACCUUUUGCAUUGUAUAGAGGUCAUUGUUUUUUAGUGGCUCAGAUGUCAUACAAACAAGCUGCAUAGCACUUUAAUUUCUGUAUUGUAAUGCCAUUUGUGUUGCCAGCUCUAGCAAUUUUAACAUGAGUUUUGCAAUAUAUUGGUGUUUUUUCUUAGCACUCCAGUCCUGGUGUCAGAUGAUUAUGUGAGAACCUCAGCUUUCCUUUUUUU